AUGCUCCGCGGCGCCAUCUCCCGCCUCGGCGCUCGCCUCCGCCUCCACGCUGACCCUUCCCCGGCCUGUCCUUACCUCCGCGCCCUCUCCACCCGCCGUGGCAAGCGCUCCUCCCCCACCGUGUCGCCCGCUGACUCCGAUGAUGAGGGACCCCUGCGCGGCCUCUUCGUGCUAUCCCGCGACCCCGAGUGCCCGCCGCGGCUGCUGGUGGUGCAGCCGCGCCUCCGCCCCGGAAGCCUCCUCGACUCCAAGCUCGCCGAGGCACUCAACCUCGCCAACUCCCUCGAGGAGCCCCGCGACGGCUUCUACCACAGCGAGUUCGGCGCCAAGGGCGCGCCGCCGCACCUCGUCGUCCAGAACCCCGCCUCCCGCGGUCGCUCACACGCUGAUACAUAUUUCGGCCCUGGAACUGUGGAUAAUGUCAAGUGCUACCUGUGGGCAUCGGAAUCAGAGGUUGCCUGGGGAAAGCCAGUUUUGGAUCGUGUUGGGCUUAUAAUUGAAAUAUUCAAUGCUCACGCUGAAACAAAAGAAGCAAAGUUACAGUCAGAGUUGGCAGCUCUCAUGUACAUGAAGACUAGGCUUGUUCGUGUACCUGGCCCAGGUGGACGACUAACUUUUGGUCCAAGUGGGGAGGCUGAGGUUGUCAGUGCAAGAGGGAGAGGUAGUGGGGGGAGGGGAUUCAUGAGUGGUGCUGGUGAAACAGAACUUCAACUACAACGGAGGAGAAUCCAAGAACGCCGUGUGAGCUUGUUAGCUCAAAUCGAAGAUGUACGCCGUACUAGAGCGAUACAACGUUCAAGUCGGAAAAGACAUGGUGGCUCGUUUGGUCAAGAGCUUGUAACUGUUGCAGUCGUCGGAUAUACAAAUGCUGGCAAAUCUACGCUUGUGAGUGCACUUUCUGAAGCUGAUCUGUACAGUGAUGACAGGCUGUUUGCAACAGUAGAUCCCCGGUUACGAAGUGUGAUUCUUCCAUCAGGGAGAAAAGCACUUCUUAGUGAUACCGUUGGCUUCAUCUCAGAUUUACCAGUACAGCUAGUGGAAGCAUUUCAUGCGACCCUAGAAGAAGUCGUUGAAGCAGACAUGUUAGUGCAUGUGUUGGAUUCAAGCGCAUCUAAUCUUGAAGAGCAUCGAUCUACAGUAUUGCAAGUACUGCAGCAGAUAGGCGUUUCUCAGGAGAAGAUCAACAGUAUGAUUGAAGUUUGGAACAAGAUUGAUCUUGUGGACGAGAAUGUUACAUCUGAUGGGAUUGAAGAUGAAAUCUUCCUGACCGAAGGUGAAGAGGAGGAUGACAUAUUCUCUGAAGAUGAUGUUCCAUCAGAACAAUCAUCUUUUGAUUCUGUAGAUGAUGGAGCAGAUUCAGAAUAUUUAUCAGAAGAAAAUUCUGAAGAUAGCAAUGAUGAAGUGUCAUCUAAAGAGUCAUUUGCUGAGCUAACCGAGAUGGAGGCAACGAAAGAGUUAUCAUCAAAAGAAUGUUUUGGAGAACUUCGUGUCCCAGAUACAAAUGGAUGCACUUUGCCACAACCAACUUCCGCUUGUCAUGUAAAAACUUCUGCUGUGACAGGGACAGGAUUGCAAGAGUUGCUGGCAUUGAUAGAUAGGAAACUGACUGAACAACAAAAUGUUGUGCAAAGAAGCUAUGGACCUUUCGACAGAAAAUGGAGACCUAGCUCUAUGGAUGGUGAAAAGGCUGCAGAGCAAAAAAUUGAAGAUACUGUAGGAAGGGACCGUGUGGAUUUUGAUCAAUAUUUAGUGAAAGGAAGCCUUGAAGAUGUCAGGGUUGAUAAGUAUGUCAGGGACUCAGGAUUGACCGGAGUUACAAAGAUAAAAGAAGGGAACACUAAUAGAUCAAUUCUAAAGGUGAACUACCAUUAUCCGGAUAUGCGGAACAGUAGGUCCCGAUUGUGUUGUGCGAGAGACAGACUCUGUUCUUUAACGAUACUCUGCAACAAGGAGACACCACAAGGCUCUAUAGACUGA
Miscanthus lutarioriparius is the source of this 1977-nucleotide messenger RNA. The record is from the annotation of a GenBank genome assembly. Lineage: Eukaryota; Viridiplantae; Streptophyta; Magnoliopsida; Poales; Poaceae.